UUCUCUUGACUGGUAAGUUACAGAAUGUUAUGGGGGGAAAGGAACUAGUGAUCACUGCUCUUCUCUUGACUGGUAAGUUACAGAAUGUUAUGGGGGGAAAGGAACUAGUGAUCACUGCUCUUUUCUUGACUGGUAAGUUACAUAAUGUUAUGGGGGGAAAGGAACUAGUGGUCACUGCUCUUCUCUUGACUGGUAAGUUACAUAAUGUUAUGGGGGGAAAGGAACUAGUGAUCACUGCUCUUUUCUUGACUGGUAAGUUACAGAAUGUUAUGGGGGGAAAGGAACUAGUGAUCACUGCUCUUUUCUUGACUGGUAAGUUACAUAAUGUUAUGGGGGGAAAGGAACUAGUGAUUACUGCUCUUCUCUUGACUGGUAAGUUACAUAAUGUUAUGGGGGGAAAGGAACUAGUGAUCACUGCUCUUCUCUUGACUGGUAAGUUACAGAAUGUUAUGGGGGGAAAGGAACUAGUGAUCACUGCUCUUCUCUUGACUGGUAAGUUACAUAAUGUUAUGGGGGGAAAGGAACUAGUGAUCACUGCUCUUUUCUUGACUGGUAAGUUACAGAAUGUUAUGGGGGGAAAGGAACUAGUGAUCACUGCUCUUCUCUUGACUGGUGUCAGUGGUGACUGUCUGUACUCCAAUGUGGGAAAUGAUGUCAGUUUGCCGUGUGCCAACGUGGUUUAUCCAAACUGCUCUUCAACUACAUGGCUCUUUUGGAGAUCUCCGCAGCCCAUCACUGAGUUGGUUCGUGGAGGACAGAUUAGAACAGAAACCUCGGCGAGAGCUGAGCGACUGAGGGUGGAGUCAGACUGCUCUCUCCACGUUCAGAAUGUCAGAGCUGAGGAUGCUGGACAAUACCAGUGUCUACAAUACCUCACAGAGGGUGGACCAGAACACGGAGAGGUCGCUUUUGUGAAUCUGAUUCUUCUAACCAUGUCAUUGUCCACCCCAGUGAUAGAUCUAAAGCCUGAUCGACCGGUGACCUUAAGGUGCGUUCAAACCACCUGGGCUGGAACUGGAAGCUGUUUCUUAUAUGAUAGACUGAGCUGGGUGGAUGAGGCCGGUACCGAGCUGCAGGGGGACUCCAGAUACCAGCUCACAAAGACGACUGACUGUGACAUCACUCUGACUGUGACUCUCCAGAGGAAAGACAACAACAGGAAGUGGAGGUGUCAGGCGGAGAACCAUGGAGAAGUGAAGACCUUCCAGGACUUCACAUUAUCAGGCCCAAGUCCUGCUCCCUCUGUGAAGCCAAAUCCCACUUCUCCAGGUGCACUUGGUACCACUGACGGUGUCCAGUUAUUUAUCGACAUAGUUGUCUUUGUGGCACAGACCAUCAUGGUGCCAGGUACCAGUAACGGUGUCCAGCUGUCCAUCGACAUAGUUGUCUUUGUGGCACUGACCGUCAUGGUUGCCAUAGUUACUAUUUACAAAACCAGGAAGAACCGCCCACCAGCAGAACUUAAAGAAAGCCUCCGGUAUUGAGCUUCAGGUCUGGAGGAAAGACCCCAUGUUCCCUACUCUUCUCCCAGUGCUGGACUAAGACUUCUAAACUGUCUGUAGCUUUAUUGAUCGAGUAAAAUAGGAUAUAAAUGUUUUUACAGUUGAUGUCCAUCUGAUAGAUUUUUAUUUCGCUUUUUAACGUACCUUUUUUUCUUCUUGCGUGCAGUAUGGAUGCAGACAUUUAUUAUGCCAUGUUUGGUUGAUGAAAUAAACGUUUGGUUUUUAAUUUCUGUCCAUUGUGAAUGGUCAGCUUAGAGAAAUU
This is a messenger RNA of Coregonus clupeaformis (lake whitefish), 1764 nucleotides long. RefSeq lists its product as uncharacterized. Lineage: Eukaryota; Metazoa; Chordata; Actinopteri; Salmoniformes; Salmonidae. The record is from RefSeq and is a predicted model, not a curated record. The transcript has 6 exons. Gene Ontology annotation, cellular component: membrane raft; external side of plasma membrane. Gene Ontology annotation, molecular function: protein tyrosine kinase binding; MHC class II protein binding. The coding region runs from base 30 to 1484 and encodes 484 amino acids. Gene Ontology annotation, biological process: positive regulation of ERK1 and ERK2 cascade; interleukin-15-mediated signaling pathway; T cell activation.